AUGGGCCCAGAAACAAAGGCGACAAAGAAGGAAACGAAAAAGGAUACGCGCGCCUGGGAUGCGCUCACCCCGCCGCUCGCCGAAUGGAUUCUCGACUACCUCUCGAGCUCUGGAUUUGAGCGCAUGACGCCCGUCCAGGCGGCAGUGCUUCCACUCUUUAGCGCCAGCAAGGACGUUGUUGUCGAGGCCGUCACGGGCAGCGGCAAGACGCUCAGCUAUCUGAUCCCCGUGAUCAACCGCCUGCUCCGGCUCGAGGAGCCCACGAAGCCGCGCCACGUUGCCGCCAUCAUUGUCUCGCCUACUCGAGAACUGGCGUCGCAGAUUCACAAAGUCCUCGUCGACCUCGUCAAGUUCCACCCAACAUCGGCCGAACUACUUCCUUACCUCGAUGGCGAUGAGAAGCGACCGAUCACCUCUACGCCCUUUAUACUGCCUCAGCUCCUCGUAGGAGGUACGACGACUCCUGCUCAGGACCUCAGCUUCUUCCUGCGGCACUGCCCGAACAUCCUCGUUGCGUCGCCCGGUCGAUUAGUCGAGCUGCUGCAGUCGCCGCAUGUGAGCUGCAACCAAUCGAGUUUCGAGGUGCUUGUGCUGGACGAAGCGGACCGACUUCUGGAUCUCGGGUUCAAGCAAGAUUUGCAAAACAUUCUGAGCAGAUUGCCGAAACAAAGGAGAACAGGUCUUUUCAGCGCCAGUGUUAGCGAUGCCGUUUCAGAGAUUAUUCGUGUUGGACUGAGGAACCCGGUAAAGAUUCAGGUCAAAGUCAAGAGUCUAAAGACAGGCGGAGUAAUAGAAGAACGACGGACACCGGCCAGUCUGUCCAUGAAAUACCAGCUUACGCCGGCAUCGCAAAAGUUGCCCGCGCUAGCUCAGAUACUCGAGAAGUUGGACCCGAGGCCACAAAAGAGCAUUAUCUUCUUUUCUACAUGUGCCGCCGUGGACUACUUUCAACAUCUCCUCCCUGCGCUUUUGCCCGAAGGCUACGCCUGCGUACCACUGCACGGCAAGCACCAUUCAACCGUACGACAAAAGAAUUUCAACAAAUUCCUCAGCUCUGCACAGCCGACGAUCCUGCUUACGACGGAUUUGGCUGCACGAGGCUUGGAUGUGCCACAAGUAGAUCUCGUCGUGCAAAUCGACCCCCCCUCAGACCCCAAAGUGUACCUCCACCGCUGCGGCCGAGCCGGCCGAGCAGGACGCAAAGGUCUCUCCGUGCUCUUCCUACAGCCCGGGCGGGAAGAGGACUAUGUGCCCUUCCUCGAAAUUCGCAAGACACCUAUUGAACCCCUGACAUACCCCGAAAUCACGCUCAACGAGUCCGACGGCGCCGAGGCAACGGAAAAGAUCCGGGAUCUCGUCAAGGAGGACCGCGGCCUGCACGAAAAGGGCCAGCGCGCCUUUGUCUCGUGGGUCCGGAGCUACAGCUCCCACACGGCCUCGUCCAUUUUCCGGGUGGCGGACCUGAACUGGGCGGAUCUGGCGCAGGGCUGGGGCCUGCUCCGACUGCCCCGAAUGCCCGAGGCCAAGACGUUUGAGGGGGACCGGUCGCUCGGCAUUGAAAUGGACUGGGACAAUUUCGCCUUCAAGGACAAGGCGCGCGAGAAGCAGCGCCGCAUUGAUAUGGAGAAGGCGGCGGACCCGGCCAAUGGUGAAAAGGCCGAGGCCAUCAAGGCCAAGCGGAAGCGCAAUACCGAGGCAUGGAGUGACAAGCAUGAAAAGGAAGGCGUGCGCUCCGUGAGGAGAGAAAAGAGACAGAAGAAGCGUGAAGCAGAGCGCGUGAGCACGUUGACCGAGGAUGAAAAGGUCAGAGAGCGCGAACUGGAGGACAUGUUGGCACAAAUUAGGAAACAAAAUCAAGAAAAGUUGGCAGCGGCUGCAGCCAAGGGUGACGACGAAUUCAAGGGGUUUGAUUAG
Pestalotiopsis fici W106-1 is the source of this 1914-nucleotide messenger RNA. Its product is annotated as ATP-dependent rRNA helicase SPB4. The transcript has a single exon. NCBI's taxonomy places the organism in Eukaryota, Fungi, Ascomycota, Sordariomycetes, Amphisphaeriales, Sporocadaceae. Gene Ontology annotation, cellular component: nucleolus. Gene Ontology annotation, molecular function: nucleic acid binding; ATP binding. The record is from RefSeq and is a predicted model, not a curated record. The coding region runs from base 1 to 1914 and encodes 637 amino acids.